Molecule: messenger RNA, 3907 nt
Organism: Podarcis lilfordi (Lilford's wall lizard)
Lineage: Eukaryota; Metazoa; Chordata; Lepidosauria; Squamata; Lacertidae
Source: the annotation of a GenBank genome assembly
AUGGGGAAUAAAGGAACCAAAGAAAGGUAUGUCUAGUGUUACUUCAAGUGGGACGGGAGUCAGGUUAUCCCAACUCCAGAUUUAACCUUGGACUUUCCCAGUUCAAGCAGAUAAUGGACCAAACUUCUUCAAUGGUUUAAUAAAAGCUGUACUUAUAAAAUGAUGUCGGGAGACAAGGUUUCUUGUAUACUUGGCAUCCUAUGUCUGCAUGCUUUUAAUCUAUAAUAUAUAGCUAUAGAUAUGUAGAUAUAGUUUUAAUUCUAUUAAUGUUUAAAUGUUUUUUUAAUUAUUCUUUUUCUAUGUUUUAACUGUUCUUAUUUUAUCUGUAAGCCACCUUGAGUCCCUGCCAGGGAAAAAGGCUGGGUUAAAUAAUGCGUGAGGAUCUCAAACCUAGAUGUACAGAAGAGGGAUCCUAAACCUGAAGGAUUGUGAUGUUCUACCAUCUUAAGGCUGGACUUCCUUGGGAUGAGGCUGAGGUGUUGGGGAUAAGCCCUCCAUCCACUAGAUGAUGCCGUCCAAUUUGGCUUUCAUGAACUCUAUGCAUUUUUCUAUUAAUUCGUUAUUUCUAUUAAUUCAUUAUCAUAAGGUAGCUUCCUAUGUUAAGUUGUGGGCUCUCCUCAUUAUACUGAAACUUUCCCUUUUCCCUAUUAGCAGGACCAUUUCAUAUCCAGAUGGGGUGUGGGCAUUAUUUCAUAUAAAAAUGGACACCAAUGCAAAGAAAGAAAGACAAUUCCAAUGUCUUGUGUUUGCUACUGUGCUGCGAAUCACUUCAUACACCCAUUCAUGUAAGAGUUUCUGUAUGUAAGAUCAGUUUAUCUCUCUUUGACAUGCCUCUGCCUUAGUAAGACACCCAGAUGAAACAAGGAGUUGGAGAAAUGGGUGCUAAGGGAAAUAGGAAGCUGCCUUGUACUGAUCCGGACCAUCUAGCUCAGAAUUACCUACAAUGAAUAGCAGCGGCCUUCCAAGAGUUUUAGGCAGAGUACUCUCCCAGCCCUUAUUGGAGAUGUUUGGGAUUGAACCUGAAACCUUCUGCAUGCAAAGCAGAUGCUCUACCACUCAGCUAUUGCCCUGAUCUGGGAGAGGUCUUCCCAUCUCAGGUAGGGAACAGAUAUUCAGAAGGGGAAAGCAUUUACAGUACUUGUACACUGUGGCUGAACUCCAUUCUCAAACAGCUUCUCUGGUUCUUAUGUUGCAGCAGAAAGCCUUUGCCCUGCCUGAGGAGAAAGAAAUGCUUUCACAUCAGAAGUGAGUGAGUAGUUACGUCUUUAAGCCUAUUGCAGAGCCUGGCUAGGGGGGCUUCUGGAGCAUCGCUAGUUUGGGGCGGCAUUCAAUCGCACACUGGCAAAGGCAGGUUGUGCAAUUAAAUUUGGUUUGGAGGUCUUGCACAACAAACCCAUUUCCCCCCAAAGACUAGCCUUUCCCCACAUGAUGGGAAAUUGCACAGGAAAGUGUGGAUCACAACUCGCUUGACGCAACGAAGGAAACCAGAAUAAAAUAUUGAUAAACAGGCUGUGUAGAAGUGACCUCCGUCUCCAGAAAAUGACAGCACUGCAGCAGAACUUCGGGCUUUUCAGAUCUACCAGAACCCCAAGAUCUACAAACUAGAGCCUACCAUAACUGAUCUAAUUAAAGAACAGGGUGCCUCUGAGCAAAGGGCUUUGGGGGUUUUUCAGUAUUAGAAAUGAGGUGAUCUUUCACAAAAAAGCGCACUCCUAGUUACCAUAAGCUUUUCUUAUUUCUGCUGCCUAAUUUAGGUGGGGAAAGGUAAUUUUGUUGUUGCUAUUGAAAAUCAGGAAGCCUUGCCCACUGGAUCCUGAUCUACCUUCUGCACACUCCUGCAGUAGGGAUUUGAUCAAGUGAAUAGUUUGAAGAUGCUUGAUGUUUCCAUGCAGCUGAGCAGAGCAGGAUCUAUGAUAUUUGUAGUUUCUCAUGCCUACCUCAAUGUCGUCGUCGUUAUUUUUACACUCAAAUCUUAUUUCUGCUUCUUCUCCCAGUACAAACUGAGGACGUUUCAUCAGUUCAUGAUGAGGUACUGAAAGAUUUUUUCCUGUCCUCUUCAAGAUUGUGUUUAUUAUUUAUAUUUAUAUCCUGUUUUUCCUCUGAGGAGCUCAAAGUGGCAAUAGUUAUUUCCCUUCCCAUUUUACGUUCCUAGUAAGCAAACCCGUCUUUGCAGGAAACUUGAGUAUUGUAGCUUUGUAAAGGGAACAGGGUCUCCUAGCAACUCUCAUUACCCUUAAUGAACUACAGGAUGCCUUGGGGGAAGCCAUGAUUGUUUAAAGUGGAGCAAUGCUGCUUUAAACAUAGCACAGGUCAAGGCCGUAUUGUAUUUAUUAAUUGGUAAAAGCUGCCUCUUUUGCUGUUUGCUCUAGAAGGCAAGAUAUAAAUGCAUGAGUUAAAUAAUUAAAAAUCAUAUUUUUAAAAAGACAACAAAUUCUUUAGGUUUACAAAAUGUUGCUUCAAUAUCUUUUCAGUCAUAUAUGAAAACUGGCAGAUUGUAAUACCUAAGGUCAAGCUGAUAAAUGAAAAAGAGGCCCUGCUAGAGCAUAAUUGUGUUACACUAACAAGGGAUUAUUUAUUUACUUGCGUUCUGAACUCUCUUGUCCCAUUUGGUUCCUAUUCUGGUAUCAUGCUCUGAGGCAAAGGAGUGUAAAGAGAAGUUUGGGUUUUGCAUAAGGAUGAGUCAUAAAUUCUGUGUGAAUUUGAUGACAUCAUACGGACUGGGAAAAUUUACAAUGUUCGGCAGAGGUAACCACUGAGAGAAUUUUUUGUUGUUAUAUCUCAUUAUGCUCAGGUGAAUGCCAAGCACAAACCAACAAAAUAUAUUUGUGACUGAGCCCUGCUCAAAUCCAUGAUACUGAAGUGUGGAGUUAAAUACUUACAGGGACUCCAGAUGGGACCCAAUAUCAAUUUUGUUUUUUUAAUUGUUUAAAUACAUGUGGUUUUUUUAUUGUCCCCCGGGGACAGAACGCGCCAGAGAAGUGGGGAGAGUGGAAAUGGCUGGUAACAUCAUCACCGCUCCGCCUAGUCCAUUCAGGGGGAGCCCUUCACACAUGGAGGCAGGCCAACCCCCCCCACCAAUCCAUGCUAACCAACCCAAUUGUGAUUGCGCAAACCGCCAGCCAAAUGGACAAUUCCCUGCCAGGCAGACCGCAGGUGCGGUCAACCCUACUCGGCGGUGGGAGCUCAGGCUAGUAUUCCUCAAAUUGCCAUAACACCCAGCCCAGGCAUGCCCAGCCUCUUGGCCCCUGGAACGGGUUCAGACCCAACGUGCCUCCAGAAAACUUACAGGACUCCAAAUCCAGCCAGUCACCCCUGGCUACUGGUCAUGUAUACAGUUGCUGGGAGUCCAAUAAUACCUCAAAAAGAGUGGCUAAAUGAAGUUGGGAGUAAAUAAUUAAUGGCACCCCUCCCAUCAAACAAUUUUGUGACUGGGGUAGGGGAGUAAACUCUUCAAGGGAGGGCGAAGCCAAAUUAUUUUGCAUUAAAAACAAACAAACAUGACUAAGUGUGGAAACCUGGAAAACUGAAGUUAAGAUAGAUAAAAUGAUAAACUGGGGGGGAGGGGACCAAAAUUGACAGAUUAUCCAGUUCCUAGCUGCACUACCAAUGAUUGGUAACAGUAUUAGGCAGAAUAAUUUCAUUUACAGACUCCACACACAAUUGAAAGCUGCAUUUUUUUUGUUAAAGUUGAUUUCUUUCUUCCCAGGAGAACACUGAUGACAAAGUCUCUGCAGAGCCCUCUGAAAUAUGCUACGCUACCCUUGACCAUAUUAUUAGAGGAAAUGACAUUAAAGGACACAAAACAAGCACUACCACCAUCUAUGAAGAUGUCAUCAUUAUUCCGAAAAGAGUGAGCUCUUCCAGCUUCCAGUACAACAGUGACUAUGAUGAUGUUGUGAAAGAUUAG